Molecule: messenger RNA, 2511 nt
Organism: Caenorhabditis elegans
Lineage: Eukaryota; Metazoa; Nematoda; Chromadorea; Rhabditida; Rhabditidae
Gene: glr-3
Product: Glutamate receptor ionotropic, kainate glr-3
Exons: 15
Coding region: 1-2511 (836 amino acids)
Biological process (GO): monoatomic ion transmembrane transport; sensory perception; monoatomic ion transport
Cellular component (GO): postsynaptic membrane; membrane; plasma membrane
Molecular function (GO): ligand-gated monoatomic ion channel activity; monoatomic ion channel activity; signaling receptor activity
Source: RefSeq, marked reviewed
AUGUUCUGGAUUGCCAAAACUCUCAUCGCUUUUUUGAUUUUACUUAAAACUGACUGUUAUAAAAUAGCGAUUCCUGCAAAUUUAAUCGAUGAGGUGAAUCCCGUCUUGGAGUUUGUUGACUUUAGAGUUCAAGUGAUUCCGUAUGAAACAAAACCAUUGUGGAGGAUCAAGCAAGAAAGUUUUAAAAUUGUUGGUAUUUCAAUAGAAAAUGGAUUAUUUUCAGUAUGUAAUUGUCUAAUUCUCGGAGCAUCAGCUAUUAUACUUCCCGAACAGUAUGAUGGACACCUGGCAGCUGCAGCGAUUGUUCAGAGUAUCGCUGAUAAUACAAAUGUACCAUGUGUGAGUCUUCACCUGUCACCCCCUACUCGUCCAUCAACUCAUCUUCAUCCACAUUUAAAUGCAAAAUCCCUGGCGGUUGCUGCAUUUAUAAAACGAGAGAAAUGGAAAGAUGUUGUAGUUGUGUUCGAAGAACCAGAUGAACUUUUGGAAAUUACUGAUAUGAUAACAGCUGGACAUUUUGAUCCCGACUCAUUUUCAUCUCAAUUGGUUCGACUAAAGCAUGGUGAUGAUUAUGGCAAUGAGUUGAAGCAUAUCAAAAAUAAAUUAGAUCGUUAUCGAAUUGUUAUAAAUAUCCCUCUUCAAAAAGCUCUUCACUUUUUGGAGCAAGCAGCCAAUAUGUCAAUGUGUGGGGUACUGUAUCAUUAUGUUGUCAUGGAUAUGGAUUUGGUGACUGUGGACAUUGAUAGUAUUCGUGGAAUUGAGGAUUGUAAUAUUACCUCAUUUGGUGUGCAUGAUGUCAAUUCAGAAUAUAUUGAAGAUAUUAGACAAGAAAUUGUUCACAAAUCUUCAAUUAGACUACCAAAGAAAGGUGUUCCUUAUACAACUUCAAUUUGGAUUGACACGCUCCGACUCUUAAUAAGAUCUAUGAAAUCAAUUCAAAUUUGGGAUGAGCCUCGAUGUGGAUCUAGUUGGAAAUCUGGAAGCGACAUUAAGAAACGAUUCUUCGAAAAUCCCCUUGCUGGAAUUUCAGGAGAUUUGCACUGGGCACCGUCUGGAGAAAGAUCUAAUUAUACAUUGCAUGUUUAUAGAAGAACACUUUCAUUUCAAAAAUUCGCUGAAUGGAGUAGUCGUACAAGACGAAUCGCUUCUUCUGAAGCAGUUGUGAUAGCGAAUUCAAGUGAAAAAUUGACAUUAGAGGGGAAACAUUUGAAAAUAUCAGUUUAUCUUGAAGCGCCAUUUGUUAUGAUUACUUCAAAUGGAUCCUAUGAAGGCUAUUGUAUUGAUUUGCUUCACAAAAUUGCAAAUAUUUUGAAAUUCACUUACACUAUUCAAAAAGUUCGAGAUAAUGCGUAUGGAUCAAAGGAAUCAAAUGGAAAAUGGAGUGGAAUGGUUGGAGAAUUACAGAGAGGGGAUGCAGAUUUGGCAGUAGCAUCGUUGACAAUUAGCUAUGGAAGAAGUGAAGUUAUUGAUUUUACAGUUCCAUAUAUGCAUUUAGGAAUUUCAAUUUUGUUUAAGAAACCAAGAAUCAGGGAUUCUGAUUGGUUCAAGUUUAUGGAUCCAUUGAGUACUCAGGUGUGGAUUAUGACAUUCGCCAGUUAUUUUGUAGUUUCAGUUGCCAUCUGGAUUAUUGCAAAGAUAAGUCCCUAUGAACAGUUUGAGAGAGACGAAGACAAUGGCCAAUACAAGCCAGUUGACAAUCAGUUUUCCCUUCGAAAUUCAUUUUGGUUUACGGUUUGCUCUUUGAUGCAGCAGGGAAGUGAACUUUGUCCUCGAGCAGCUUCGACUCGAUUACUCACCGGAAUCUGGUGGUUUUUUGCACUUAUUCUCAUUUCGUCAUACACAGCUAAUUUGGCAGCAGUUCUUACAACAAGAAGAAUGGAAACACCUAUUGAAAAUGCAGAUGAUUUGGCUGCACAGACAAAAAUUAAAUAUGGAACAUUGGGAAGAGGAUCAACUAUGUCAUUUUUUAAUGAAUCUAAAAUUGAAACUUAUGAGCGAAUGUGGCAAUUGAUGUCAAGCUCACCUGGGCUUUUUGUGCAGUCGUCGAAAGAAGGAAUAGCAAGAGUAAAGAGCUCGGAUUACGCGUACCUUAUGGAAUCAUCUAUGCUAGAAUAUGCAGUGGAAAGAGAUUGUGAAUUAAUGCAAAUUGGUGGACUUAUUGAUCAAAAGGGAUAUGGAAUUGGAUUACCAAAAGGUUCCCCGUACCGUGAAUUGAUUUCAACUGCAAUUCUACGCCUUCAAGAGAAAACUGAACUGACUGAAUUGAAGGAAAAAUGGUGGAAGGAUAAAAGUGUGGUGUGUGAACAACCAAAACGAAAGGAUCAAGAUGAUGGUGAAUCAAUUGGAGGAAUUUUUAUUAUUCUUGUUGUUGGUCUUGUCUUGACUGCAGUUCUAGUUAUCUUUGAGCUAAUCACAACAAGAAAACCAUCUCCUGCUCAAUCACAAGUUAUUCGUCAUGUCAAUGUUAUUCCUUCAUUUAAAUUAGGAUUUUUCCGAUGGAAUGUGAAUUAA